Messenger RNA from Fusarium musae, 1203 nucleotides. RefSeq lists its product as uncharacterized. NCBI's taxonomy places the organism in Eukaryota, Fungi, Ascomycota, Sordariomycetes, Hypocreales, Nectriaceae. The transcript has 2 exons. The record is from RefSeq and is a predicted model, not a curated record. Bases 1 to 1203 code for a protein of 400 amino acids.
AUGUCUCUUGGGUUCCUACGGAUAGAACCCAUGCGGUACACCAAAUACAUCCAACAAUGUCUGGCUGUUCUUGAGCAGGAAAGGGAAUACGACACAGACAUGCGCCUCGUGACACUCGUCAGGAUCCAGCACUUGACAGAGAGAAUUGCACAACUCAAUGCUCCAGAUGACCCGGCGGAAGAAGUUGUUGGUCUACCAGCAGCUCCAUUAUCAGCCUACGUUUCUGCGUUCCAUGGUGAGCUCGACAGAAUCAGGAAUGGGUCAUCUCCUGAGCUUCAAAACGACAAUGCCCCCAGAAUUAUAUCGAUGUCAGAGUCAUUGACAUCUCCGACAUUAGGGGCUGCUUCAGCUCUCGACAUUUUUUACCAGUCAAGAAACGCCUUAAAGAAGUUCUUCGAUGAUUGGCUUCUGGUCCCAAUUCCAGAGUUUUACAAUCAGACAACACCAGUAGUUGCACAACUGGUUUACGGGAUGACAAUGCUCGGUCGCUGGGCCAAAUACACUGCGCCAAUUCCUUUGACAAAGGCUACUACACCGAUGCCGCAGGACACAAGCGCACGAGAUCCCCACGAUGAGAUUUACAAAGUAGACUCCGCGUACUCGGCGAGCGUGAGUCCAUCAGUCGCAACACCCUCAGUAACGACGGGAAGGGAAUCUCAUGAAACCAGUCCGAUUUCACUGCGGGAGGGUACAGAUCCGAGACUACCAGCUGCUGUGGCUGCUCUUCGGUCACAGAUCCAAACCCAACCAGGACUCUCCCUUGAUGUCACAGGGAUACUCUCAGCGAUCUGCACACGGUUUGAAGAGGCCAACGCAUCAUUCCAGAUGGCGUCAACAGAGCCUGGCUCAUCGGAUCACAACCUCUGGAGCAUGAGCGCCAUCAAAGUCAAGAUCACAAGGGCAAAAUUAGAAAGAUGGGCCGAGAUCGUCGCAGCUGGGACAGAGGCGCUCAAGAUACGCGAUGAGGCCCGAGACACGGAUAUGGCGGACAGUAACAUGAGCGAAACCGGACAAGCUGCUGGCGCUGACGCUGUGCCAUCAUUGGUCAAUGACUCAAACACAGUGUUUGCUAUGGCAGACUGGAAUCCCGAAGCACAGUGGGCUUCCGAAGUGCUGCAGGGAGUUGAUCCAUCGAUAUGGUUUGAUGGAUAUUUAGACUGGAGUUCUGUCGUCAUGAACUCAAUGGGUAAUUUCGAGCCAUAA